Lactuca sativa (garden lettuce) is the source of this 1257-nucleotide messenger RNA. RefSeq lists its product as uncharacterized. NCBI's taxonomy places the organism in Eukaryota, Viridiplantae, Streptophyta, Magnoliopsida, Asterales, Asteraceae. The record is from RefSeq and is a predicted model, not a curated record.
AUGACGAUCGAUAAGAGUUGGAUUCGGGAACACCGAACGUCCCCAAAAUUCUUGGAAGGUCUUAAAAACUUUAUGGAGAUUGCUAUGAAACAUGUUGACUCUGAAGACAAAGUGCAUUGUCCGUGCGUAAGGUGUGUGAAUAUGUAUCGACAGUUGUCGAGUACGGUUUAUGCCCAUAUACAUGACCGUGGGUUUCUAAAAUCGUAUACUAUAUGGAUUUAUCACAGUGAGAAGCAUUCUGUUUCGGAUUUGGGCUACAAUUCGACUCCAAUAAACAUUCCAACAAAUAAUGAAAUGUUUGAUGUAAUUGAUGAUGUUAUGGCGGAACAAAAUACAAAUGAAGAAAAUACAGAUGAUGAAGGACAAGGCAUGGACCCAGAAUUUAAUGCUUUAUUUGAGCAACUCAAUACCAAGUUACACCCUGAUUGUGAGAUGUCUUCUUUAAACUUUUUGGCAAAGUUGUUGCAUAUUAAAGUGAUCAAUAAAUGGACAAAUAGUUCAUUUGACCAACUUUUAGAGUUGCUAGGAGUUGCUUUCCCGAAGAGCAAGAUUCAAACUUCACACUAUGAAGCUAAGAAAAAUUUGAGAAAGAUAGGGUUAGGAUAUGAGUCCAUCCAUGCUUGCAAAUAUGACUGUGCUUUGUUUUGGAAGGAGAAUGCUUCCAUGCAGAAUUGCCCGAUUUGUAACGAGAGUAGAUGGGUGGACACAACCACAAAGGGGAAGCGAGUACCACAAAAAGUGUUGCGGUACUUUCCUUUGACUCCAAGACUUCGACGGAUGUAUAGUUCCAGAUUCACAGCUAAAGAUAUGAUUUGGCAUAAUACUGGAAGAUCAACGAAUGGUAUAAUGUAUCAUCCGGUAGAUGGGAAGUCAUGGCAAGAAUUUGAUAAGAGAUAUCCAGAGUUUGCCAAAGAACCUAGAAAUGUUCGUCUAGGUUUAGCUGCUGAUGGCUUUAAUCCAUUCGGCAACUUUAAUAACAAUUAUAGUAUUUGGCCGGCUAUAUUGACUACCUACAAUACACCACCAUGGAUAUGUAUGAAAGAGUCUUCUUUCAUGCUAACUUUGCUAAUUCCUGGUUCUAGAUCACCCGCAAAGGACAUUGAUGUUUACUUGAGGCCUUUGGUGGAUGAGUUGAAAAUGUUGUGGUUUGAAGGAGUCCAAAUGAGAGAUGCAUCAACCAACACUGUAUUUAAUAUGCGUGCGAUGUUGUUAUGGACUAUCAAUGAUUUCCCAGCACGUAGUAGUCUGUCUGGAUAG